Caenorhabditis remanei is the source of this 1125-nucleotide messenger RNA. RefSeq lists its product as uncharacterized. Gene Ontology annotation, biological process: innate immune response. The record is from RefSeq and is a predicted model, not a curated record. Bases 1 to 1125 code for a protein of 374 amino acids. Gene Ontology annotation, molecular function: protein binding. NCBI's taxonomy places the organism in Eukaryota, Metazoa, Nematoda, Chromadorea, Rhabditida, Rhabditidae. The transcript has 4 exons.
AUGUCGAGACGGGAAAAAGAUCAACUUCAUUUAGCAAGAAUUAAUUUUUUGAACCUUAUCGGACAAUCAAACCCAAGUGACGCGUGGAAGCUUUUUUGUCUUGUCACUCCGAAUAUUACGGAAGAACAAGUGUCUGAAUGGGGAAAUUUGUUGAAAACUGAGAUAGACGAGGUUUCCGAAAUUGCGAGUGACGAUCAAGCGGAAACUUCCAGUAAACUCACUUUGACAACCAUUCCACCAGAUGUUGUGGAAAUGAUUGUUAGAACAAUCGACAUUGAAUCUGAGAAAAAUGUCAGAUUGACUGCUAAAUAUUUAAAGCAAAUCGUUGAUGCAAGGGACACAAUGAUCAAUCGGGUGCAUAUUCAUUUGUGCUCGCAGACAGUGGGAAUUGAGGUUCACGAGGUCACAAAAGAGGAACCGGAAACAUACUCAUUCAACGUUUCCGUGAUACCUGGGGUGAAUCAUAUUGACAACGCUGUGAAGAAAUUUGAAGAAAUAAUCAGUAAACCGAACACCAAAAUCAAUCAUCUGAAAAUUGAUUGGGUGAGAAGUGAAGAAAAUCGAGCAAGUUAUGACGAACUGUUAAAAUCAUUGGCAGUCUCCUUAGCUGAUUUUGUUGAAAAAGUGCAUGUUGAAGAACUGACAAUAGAUGUUAAUGCUGUGGAACAUCUGGAGAAUCUUAUAUGUUCCCUUAAGCCGGACAUUUUGAAAAGACUGUAUGUGAUUGGGCCUCCGACAUGUGGAAAUGAUAAGUUCGACUUCUCUAACAUUGUAAUUCUACCUCAGUGGAAACAUCUCUCAGCAUUCACUUCUUCUUGUUGUGAGCUGAUUUGCCCCAUACAUCAUCUCUAUCAUAUUUCAAACUUAAGAAUCAAAAUGGCUAGCACUUCUCCAAUAGAUAUCGUGGGUUAUAGAGAUACCUUGAUCGUCUCUCAGCAAAGAAUAGAUCAUGAGAUUACAAUCAGCCACGACAUGGAAAACACAAAACAGAUGCUGGAGCCAUACAUUGAUUGUAGCAGAUUGACAACAUGUCGUGGAUACUACAUCCGAUCAAAUGAAAAAAGAUUGACAUUCGAGCUGAAACAUAAUAAAAUAAUUUUCAGUACUAUGCAGUUUUUAAUGUGA